AUGCCGGCUGAAACGAAGAGAUUUAGCGAAGAAGAUGGAAAUGGAUUGGCCACGUAUUUCGUAUGGAAGAAGCAGCCAUCCCCCGAGUUGCUAUGCGGUGGACACCAGCAGGGAGAAGAAAAAGAGGAAGACCCAGGGAAACUUGGAGAAGGAAGAAAUGUGACACAUAACAGACCAUUGAGCUGUGUGAGUCAAGACAUGGCAGAUGUAGCUGCAGAUGAAACAGCUAUGUUGAUUGACAAGACAGAAACUGAAAUCCCUGGAAAACUGGUAUCCAAACAGAAUGGCCUUGAUGCUGAUAGUGGAGAGUCGACUGGUGAAAAACCAGCAUCGUUAAAUGGUGUUUCUGACGCGUGUAGUAAUGGAAAAUCUGAAGAGAUCAUGGACACAGAAGCUGAAACAGAGGAAGAUAAACCACUUGAAAAUGGUAACACGGAAAAGGCUGAAAAUUCCAAGGCAAUUUCUGAUCAAAAUGAGGAUGCACCAGUUGUUUUGUCAGACAACAAUGACAGUGACAUAGUUGAAAGUCUUGGGAGUUGUGAAAGUCCAGUUGUUGUUAAUUCUGAUGUAAGUCAGGAUGGAGAAAAUUCUUCUGAAGCCAUGGAAGUGGAAAGCAUCACUAAGGAAGAUGAAGACUCAAAUGUUGUCGAACUGAGCUCAAAUGUUAGUGCACAUAACUCUGAUAUUGUGGAAGUGGGUCAUAACGAUUCCAAUAAUCCAAGUCUAAUUUCUGAAGAAAGUUCUAGAGAUUCAGUAGAAAGUGGGGAAAGCAUUAAAAAAACAAGAGAGAAUAAAAAUGGGGAAAUUAUAAAAGAAAAAGAUGAAAAAGUUGUUGAAGAGAAAUCCAAGUCACUUCUAUCAGCAACUGAUCAAGGAGUUACAAAAACAAUUCCUGUAACAAUUCAGCCUGCUCCAACUGCUGUAGUAUCGUCAUUUCCUUCAGCUACUAAUUUAAUAUUUCAAGCAUCAGCAGGUCAAGUAAUAAGCUCGGCACAAAAUUUUAUAGUUCAAGGGACUCUACCAAGUAUACCAGUUGGAAGCCAGCUGGUUCGGCAGGGAAACCAACUUGGGUAUGUAAGUGUAAAUGGCAACCAGCAUAUUUUUGUACCUGUAAAUAAUGCUGUCCCUGCUUCUGUUGCGAAGAAUCCAUUAAUUGCGAAUCAGCUGACACCAGUUCAGCAGCAGCAGAAAACAAAUGUGCCACCACAGUUGAAACCUGAGGAUCUUCGUCCAAAGUCAAGCUGGGAAAUGAUAGAACUAAUGAAAUGGGAGAUACAAAACAGAGUUCCUGAUAAUUACAACUGGUCUGUUGCUUUUCAUGGAAGAAAAGAAGAGCUGAGCUCUGUUUCAUCUUUCCUGCAAGAACUUGGCAGUGAUGUAGUGAAGGAACAGGUGUAUAAAGACAUAAUACAGAUACAAACAAAAAAGAAGAUAGCAGGUGAUCUGAAAGAGCCAGAAAUUGAAAGUUUGGAGAAGAUGAAAACUGUUUACGAAAACACUAAGAAAAAGGUUGAGCAUUUGCAGCUUGAAACAAAAGAAUGUGAUCAGUGUGAAUUUAAGACUGAAUCAAGUGUAAUCAUGAAUUAUCAUAAGGAUUUCCCACAUUACGACCCACCCUGGGACAUGAACAAAGGGUGGCUUAUGUGUGCUCACUGUGAUUUCAAAACAAAAACACCAGCACAUUAUAUUUUCCAUGAGAAAGACAUUCAUAAUGUUCAGGCUAAGUUUGUGGAGAAAGAGCAGCUAUUCCAGUGUUCACUUUGUCCAUUAAAUGCUUCAACAAAGAACAAGCUAGAAAAGCAUCAACAAAAAUGUAUGAAACACUUCAAGCUGAAUGCCAACUUGCAGCCAUAUUAUCAUGAUGUGAAUUUCUGUAUGAAAACCUGCUUUUAUAAGCCAAAGAAAGUGGUUCCUAAACCACCUCCACCUAAACCGACUGCAAAGCCAACUAUGCUGACACGGCAGCAAGGUACUGUGCCGGUCUCACAAACAGUGGUACAACAAACUCAGGCUAUAAGACCAAAUACAAAUGUUGCAAUACGGCAGCGACUGCCAGUUAUGAGAAGUCCUAUGCCGCCUCAACAAAAUGUUCAAAGACCACCAGUGCCACAGCAAAGACCUAGGUUGACACCACCUGCUUUGCAAAGAGCUCCAGUUCCGCAGCAAAAGCCUGUUCGGCCUCCUGGAAGGGAAAUGUCUGGCUUUGAAGUAUGCGAGUUGUGUGGUGGCUAUGUAAAGGAUCGGCAAGCUUUGAGAAUUCACUUCUACUAUGCUCAUAAAGUAGAGAUGCCUCAAGCAAUAUUCAACCGCCCGCUGCCCCCACUUACUUGUGAUGUUUGCAAGUCACAUUAUUGGACAACCCAUGGGUUGACUAAGCACAAGACUGCCCAGCGUCAUUUUAUUGGGGCGAAACCUCAAGCGCCCCAGGGAAAGAUAUCGACAGAAAUGGAAUGUUUCAUGUGUAUGAAACGGUUUCCAAAUCUGUUUGUUCAUUUCGAGAAGAUACAUGGGAUGACAAUGAAAGACUUGGUAUUGGUGCGUAAAUGUAUUAUGUGUGGACUAGCAGCAAAUGAUUAUAAAAGCUUAGAAGCACAUUUAGUUAAUACCCAUGGGAUUCUAAUAAAAGUCAAUGAUUAUAUCAAUGAUAGAACUAAACCUGUCAGGUCAAGCCCAAAUACAUCUAUAAUUGGUGGAGGUAAAAAUGUAGGGAAGAUAAAUUACUGUGUCUUCUGUCAAAUACAGUUUCCAGAUAACAUUCAGUUGACAAUGCAUUGUAUUAAAAUACAUGCCACAUGCAGAACUUGUGGGAUGGUUGUUGCAACAAGCAAACACCUUGCCGACCACAGUUGUAGGAAGGCUCAUAUUAAUCGUUCAUGCUAUAUCUGCGGUACAAUAGUAACAUCUCAAGAAAAAUAUGCCCUCCACUUGCGAUCGCAUGUGAAGCCUUGUCGAGUCAAAAUUGAAAAUCUGACGGCAGAUGAAAUAAUUGAAGUUAAGGAGAAAAUAAAGCGAGAAUAUAAACCUGCAGUAAUUAGCUUGGAUUCUGAUGAGGACUCGGAUGUUGAAGUUGUUGAAACCAAACCAAGUAAUAUGAAGGUUGUGCUUGAGAAGGAUAAAGACAAGGAUGUAGAAAUGGUGGAUCUCUCUGAAGAUGCAGAUGAAAAAAGUAAUGAUAAUAAAUCUAAAACUAUGAAGAAAGAGAAUGAUAGUGGAAUUAAGAAAGAAAUGGAUAAUAGAAGAGAAAAAAUCGAAAAUGAAAGUGAUGUUGAAGUUAAGAAUGAAUCUACAAAUUCGGCAAGUACUAAUGACAAUGUAAAAGAAGAAAGUAGGGAUGAAUCUGAAAGUACUGCAGCUGACAAGACGGAGAAUGAUAAUAAUGAAUCUGAAAAUGCUAAGAAAGAGACCGAUACUGGUACAGAUGUUACUGAAAACAAAAAAAGUAAAGUUGAAGUUACUAAUGAAUCUGAAAAUUCUACAAAUAAAGGUACUGUAAAAGAAGAAAGUAACAUUGAAUCAGAUAGUACUGCAGUUGUUAAAGAUGGUAGUGUUGCAGACAGUGAAAAUGGAUCUGAAGGUGCUUUAAAACAGGCUGAAUGUUCUGAUCCUGUUUUGUCAGAAGAAAAUUUGAAAGUGGAAGAUACGUGUAUUAAGGAAGAUCAAGAUUGUAAAGCUGAAAUCCUCAGUGAAUCAGUAAUGAAAGAGAAAAUACAUGCUGAAAGUAAAGAAAAUGAUGAAUCCGAAACUAUUGCUGUUAAGUCUGUGUCUGCUGAAAGUGAAACAUUAGACGAGUUUAAAAGUGAAACAGAAACACUGUAUGAAAAUCUGAAAAAGGAUGUUGAAAAUAAAGAGUCGAAUAAUGUAGUCUCUAAUGAAAGUGAAGCAGAACUGGAAGAAAGACUGCUGGGAAAAGACGAUGAGGAUAGUACCUCGAGUUCUGGGAGUUGUAAACGUAAAAAAAGUGAGUCGGACAUCGAUGAAGAUGAAUUGUUAAGAGAGGAUGAUAAUACUGUGAAAAGAACAAAAGUUGAGGCUGAAGAUGAAAAUACUGACAAGUCUGCAGAAAGAAAUGAUACAGUACUUGAAACUGAACAGUGUAAAAAUGAAGACAAAUCUAUUGAAGAUGUAGAAAUGGGUGAAAGUUCAUCUGUAGGGGAUACCAAAAUGGAAGAGAUUUGAUGUAAAGUAUAUAGUAGUAAAAACAAAGCUGGCUUGGUAGAUUUUUUUAGGUGUUUUAUAGAAAUUUAAGUUUUGUUUGUUAAAGCUCAAGUUUUUUUUCUUGUUAUGAAUAUGUACUGUAGAGGUGUUUUAGAAUUACUUUCAGAGGUGCAAUUACAUUUUUUUUUUCAUUUAAUUAAUUCUGGAAUGUCUAGAUAAACUUCUAUUGGAUUUGAGUGCAAGGGUCAUUAAAGUUAAAAGGUUGCUGUUUUUUUUUUCAUGAAAAUAUUUUCAGGAUGAUUUACCCCUACUAGACUGUUGUGCUUUUAGGGGGUAGAUACCAGUUUUACAUUCAUAACUUGGGCUUUGCUUUUGACAGUAAUAUAAUAUGAUAAACUUUUUAGCUACUUUAAAGGAUACCAUUAUACAGUUAAUAUACCCUUUUUCAAACUUUAAAAUCUGCAGAAGCCCAAGGACUGUUGAAACCUAAGCCAGAGGGCUUCUGAAGAUGAUACUGCUUGAGGUAAUGUGUAUAGUCAACUUUCCUCAAUGGUUAUGUGGGUGAAUGGCAUGCUAGCAAGUUACUUCAUGAUCUUUUCUAACGUUAUACCGGUAUCAUGAUUUUGUAAUUUUUGCAUCAAAGUAUACUAUGUUUAUACUACUGGCUGUUAUAAAAAUUACUGACUAAAAAUUACUUCAGUACUGAAAAGAAGUGAGAAUAUUUUUAAUUUUCAUUGUUGGUUAAAGCUUAGUUUGAGUUAGUUAAUCAUGAGUAAUAACAUUUUUCAUACAAAAAUUGAAAAAGUAGAAUCAUGGUUUGAAGGAAAUACUCUCUCUUAUUGUGUUAUAGCAUUACAUUCAAUGUAAAAGGAGGCAGUUCCAAGGAACUUUUUGACAAUUGAGUGUUGCAUUACUUUUGCAGUCAUUGCCAAGAAUUAUCAAAUUAUUAUUGUUAUUUGGUUUGAUAAAUAACUGGGAAAUGUAUGUUUGUAAGGGGGAGAUAACUAUUCAAUUUCAUUAAGUUCAUGAAAAAGGGGGGAUAAGACAAGAAAUAUUUUCAUAGUGCUUUUCAGUAAACUUGUUUGAAAACCACUUUAUUAUCAUUGUAAGGUAAUAGUGUCUUUUGAAGAGAAUAAAGUUUCAUUUAGAUUUUUGUGUAUGUUGACUUAAAAUGUAAACCUAAGAGUAAGAGGUAUUUGCAAACUCCUAUUUUCCAAAGAUUUAAAGUGGUUUUUCUGAGAAAUUAAGUGUAAAAGUGUUAAGGACAUAUUCUUCUGUUUUGUUUAUUUAAUGAUUCAAAAGUCAAAAUGUUUCUGAUUCACUCUAUUUUCUUGUCUAAAACUUAAGAAUGAAAAAAGACUUUGAAUAUGAAAUUUUUAAGUUUUUCCUAUUUUAUAGCCGAUGAAUUACAAUAUUGUUAAAUAUGUUAAUACUGAACUGAAAGGAAUAUGUUCGACUAAGAAAGAAAUGUUUAUAGCCAGAAUAGAACAUUAUUAAUUAUUGGGUGUGUUACUGACAUAUCAGAAAUGUGUGGAGCCAUUAAUAUGAUGAAAGGAGGUGGAAGGUGGGGAUAGCCUAGUCCUUGUAUUUAUCGAAUUAUUCCCAUCUUCCGUGUACAAGUUGUUCAUAAAUCCAGUAAUAGAUUUGUUUUAUUGAUCACUUGUUUUUUUAGUCUGUCUAACAUGAAAAUCUAUUGACCAUUAACAGAAGUAAUGAGAGUCAUCUUGUUAAGACUUUUAACUACUUAAAAAAAACACUAGGAGCUUCUGACGGGUAAUACAAAGAAGUUUGCGUGGAUUUUUCUAACAUUGUGUAAUAGAGUUUUAUUUGUGGCUGAUAAUUUAUGUUAGUACUUUAGUUAUUUAUUAUCCCCCGCUGAGGCCAAAAUUUAAAAUGUUUGUUUGCUGUCUCCCUACCUAACCACUUAAAAUGCUGCGCCCCAAAAGUUUUUAUUGGACAAUGCUGGUCAAAAUAUUUUUUUUCAAGUUGCGAUAUGACAAGUGCCGCAUAUUUUUCAAGUACAUGUAAGAAAAACAAGAAAGAAAGUUUAAAUUGUACUAUUUGAUUUCAUCCUUUUAUACUACAUAUACAGAGUUGUCUUAUUUUUACAGAAGAAAUAUUCUGUAAGAAACGAUCAUAUAUAUAUACUGGUAAACGUAUAAUCUCCAUACCAAAAAAAAAAAAAAAAAAAAAAAAAUUGCCUACCUACCUACCCAACUUUAAAAACAGGGGAACAGCGAACAAUGACUUUUUAGCUCACCUGUCACAAAGUGACAAGGUGAGCUUUUGUGAUCGUGCAGCAUCCGUCGUCCGGCCGUCCGUCCGUGCGUAAACUUUUGCUUGUGACCACUCCAGAGGUCACAUUUUUCAUGGGGUCUUUAUGAAAAUUGGUCAGAAUGUUCACCUUGAUGAUAUCUAGGUCAAGUUCGAAACUGGGUCAACUGCGGUCAAAAACUAGGUCAAUGGGUCUUAAAAUAGAAAAACCUUGUGACCUCUCUAGAGGCCAUAUUUUUCAAAAGAUCUUCAUGAAAAUUGGUCAGAAUGUUCACCUUCAUGAUAUCUAGGUGAAGUUCGAAACUGGGUCACGUGCCAUCAAAAACUAGGUCAGUAGGUCAAAUAAUAGAAAAACCUUGUGACCUCUCUAAAGGGCAUAUUUUUCAUGGGAUCUGUAUGAAAGUUGGUCUGAAUGUUCAUCUUGAUGAUAUCUAGGUCAAGUUUGAAACUGGGUCAUGUGCGAUCAAAAACUAGGCCAGUAGGUUUAAAAAUAGAAAAACCUUGUGACCUCUCUAGAGGCCAUACUUGUGAAUGGAUCUUCAUAAAAAUUAAUCAGAAUGUUCAUCUUGAUGAUAUCUAGGUCAAGUUCGAAACUGGGUCACGUGCCUUCAAAAAAUAGGUCAGUAGGUCAAAUAAUAGAAAAACCUUGUGACCUCUCUAGAGGCCAUAUUUUUCAUGGGAUCUGUAUGAAAGUUGGUCUGAAUGUUCAUCUCGAUGAUAUAUAGGUUAAGUUUGAAACGGGGUCAAAAACUAGGUCAGUAGGUCUUAAAAUAGAUAAACCUUGUGACCUCUCUAGAGGCCAUACUUUUGAAUGGAUCUUCAUGAAAAUUGGUCAGAAUGUUCACCUUGAUGAUAUCUAGGUCAAGUUUGAAACUGGGUCACGUGCUGUCAAAAACUAGGUCAGUAGGUCAAAUAAUAGAAAAACCUUGUGACCUCUCUAGAGGCCAUAUUUUUCAUGGGAUCUGUAUGAAAGUAGGUCUGAAUGUUCAUCUUGAUGAUAUCUAUAUCAAAUUUGAAACUGGGUCAUGUGCGGUCAAAAACUAGGUCAGUAGGUCUAAAAAGAGAAAAACCUUGUGACCUCUCUAGAGGCCAUACCUGUGAAUGGAUCUUCAUAAAAAUAAAUCAGAAUGUUCAUCUUGAUGAUAUCUAGGUCAAGUUCGAAACUGGGUCACGUGCCUUCAAAAAGUAGGUAAGUAGGUCAAAUAAUAGAAAAACCUUGUGACCUCUCUAGAGGCCAUAUUUUUCAUGGGAUCUGUAUGAAAGUUGGUCUGAAUGUUUAUCUCGAUGAUACAUAGGUCAAGUUUGAAACUGGGUCAACUGCGGUCAAUACUAGGUUAGUAGGUCUUAAAAUAGAAAAGCCUUGUGACCUCUCUAGAGGCCAUACCCUUGAAUGGAUAUUCAUGAAAAUUGGUCAGAAUGUUCACCUUGAUGAUAUCUAGGUCAAGUUUGAAACUGGGUCACGUGCCUUCAAAAACUAGGUCAGUAGGUCAAAUAAUAAAAAAACCUUGUGACCUCUCAAGAAGCCAUACUUUUCAUGGGAUCUGUAUGAAAGUUGGUCUGAAUGUUCAUCUUGGUGAUAUCUAGGUCAAGUUUGAAACUGGGUCAACUGCGUCAAAAACUAAGUCAGUAGGUCUAAAAUUAGAAAAAUCUUUUGACCUCUCUAGAGGCCAUAUUUUUCAAUGGAUCUUCAUGUAAAUUAGUUUGAAUGUUCACCUUGAUGAUGUCUAGGUCAUAUUUGAAACUGGGUCACCUGCGGUCAAAAACUAGGCCAGUAGGUAUAAAAUUAGAAAAACCAUGUGACCUCUCUAGGGGCCAUAUUUUUCAUGAGAUCUUCAUGAAAAUUAGUGAGAAUGUUCACCUUGAUGAUAUCUAGGUCAAGUUCAAAACAGAGUCACGUACCUUUGAAAACUAGGUCAAUAGGUCAAAUAAUAGAAAAACCUUGUGACCUCUCUAGAGGCCAUAUUUUUCAAUGGAUCUUCAUGAAAAUUGGUCAGAAUUUUUAUCUUGAUGAUAUCUAGGUCAAGUUCAAAACUGGGUCACAUGAGCUCAAAAACUAGGUUACUAUGUCAAAUAAUAGAAGAAACGACGUCAUACUCAAAACUGGGUCAUGUGGGAACAGGUGAGCGAUUCAGGACCAUCAUGGUCUUCUUGUUUAAAUGUGGCCUGAUGGUGGUGGAUAUAGAUUUUGUGCUGUCCAUUCAUCUGUGUGUUUGUUAGUAUAGGAAAUUUAAAAUGCUUGUAUUUAAAAAAUAUUUAAGCUAGAAUCACCAAACAUCACAUAAUCAUUAAGUUGCACAUGACCUUUGCUCACAUGUAGUAUUAUUAUCCCCCUUAACCUAGUAAAAGCUCUCCUUGAUUUGGUAAAAAAAAAAUAUGGAUUUUUUUAGUGUAUAUAAGUAAUCUAUUGAUGGAUCUUCAUUAAAUUUUUACACAAAUGUAGAUAACUAUAGGGUGGUGGUGCACGUACCACUUCAUUAGGAUCACUUGAGUAAUUUCAAAGUUAUUGCUCUUUAAUUGUUUUACUAUCCACACAUAAAAAAGUAAUCCAUUGUUGGAUCUUCAUCAAAUUUAACACAUAACCAAGAUCACUAUAAGGCUGGCAAUGCAUGCACAUCUUUCGAAUCCACAUCUUGAGGAUUUCUUCAAUAACUGCGCAGUUGUUGCCCUGUAAUUGUUUUAAAAUUCAUCAGUACUGGUCCUGAUUAAAGGCUUUUGACUACCAGAAAUUCCCUGUAUAACUGUAUUAUUAGAAAAAAGACAUUUCUGGCUUUUUUUUUUUUUUUUUUUUUUUUUUUUUUUGACUGAAUCCUAGACCUGUACCUGAGCUCAUUCAUUUCCUACAUAUUAUACCAGUGUAAAGUAGAAGCAAUUUUUAUGCCCCCGAAGGGAGGCAUAUUAGUUUUCAACUGUCCGUUCGUUAGUUUGUCGUCACAACGUUAACUUUUUGCAUGAAGGCACUUUACUCGCGAACCACUGCACCCAGGACCUUCAAACUUCACUUGCUGAUAGUACUUAUUGAGUACACCACCUCUACUGACUUUGGGAUCACCAGGUCAAAGAUCAAGGUCACAGGGGCCAAGGUUAACUUUUUGCAUGAAGGCACUUUACUCGCGAACCACUGCACCCAGGACCUUCAAACUUCACAUGCUGAUAGUACUUAUUGAGUACACCACUCCUUUUGACUUUGGGGUCACCAGGUCAAAGGUCAAGGUCACAGGGGCCAACAUUAACUUUUUGCAUGAAGGCACUUUACUCGCAAACCACUUCACACAGGACCUUCAAACUUUACUUGCUGUUAGUAUUGUAUGAGUACACCAACCCUACUGACUUUGGGGUCACCAGGUCAAGGCCACAGGGGCCAACGUUAACUUUUUGCAUGAAGGCACUUUACAUGUGAACCACUGCACCUAGGACCUUCAAACUUCACAUGCUGAUAGUACUUAUUGAGUACACGUCCCCUACUGACUUUGGGGUCACCAGGUCAAAGGUCAAGGUGCUGCAGGGGUAUUUGUCACCAUUAGUGACAGCUCUUGUUUAAACCAAUAAACCACGUUUUUCUUUUCUUUUGAUACAUGAAUCCUAUUUUUGUGUAUGCUAAGGAAGUGUUUGACUAUUUAAAACAUGUGAUAUCAAAUGAAAUAGUACUGUGCCAUAAAGGAAUAAAGUAAACAAAUUAGAUUAAGUGCAACAUAUUGUUAUGAAACUUACAUUAAGGGAAUUCUUCUGUUUCAGUAGCACUUUAAAUGUCAAACUUGGCCCUUUCAUGGUUAGUUUUGAUAUGAUGGGUCAUGUUUUCUUUUAAUAAUAUGUGCUGAAGAUUACUUUUUACAGUGAGUUACCUCAAGAUCAAGAAAUAGUGCUAACAUAUUUGUUUUGAGUACAUGUAUUUACAUUUAGGACAGAUUAGAAUUGACAUAAUACAUAAGUGAAACUUGUGUCGCCCUGAAUAAUAUCUAUGGCUAGCCAUUAUUCCGUUUGGCCUAUAUCCUCUUUCUUGUGUAAAGAAAAACAUGCAUCCUCUGCAUUUUAUUUCUUACAUAGUAUUACAGAAACCAGUAUUAUCAACAAACCCUUAAACACUUACAUAUGCAAAAUUUCAAAUCAUUCGGCACUCUUAAUUAGCUCAACAGAAAGUUAUUCUAAUCACCGAGCAUUUGCGUCACACCUUGGUUAAAGUUUUGCAUACAAGGCUAUAUCUCAGUAACCAUUGCAUGUAUUGGAUUGAAGCUUCACAUAAGCUUCUAUUUAUGUAAAUUGUGAUUUUUUUUUUUUUAAUGCCUAACUUCGGUUAUCAAGACUAUUCAAAGAAUAUGAACAUUUUUUUUUUGACUGACCCGUGCGUCUGUGUCACACUCUAGUCAUAUCUUGGUAACAACUAGAUUAAUAGGAUAGGAACAUGACGCAAGGUUCCUUGCCCUUGAAAUACACUUACUUUAUAGAAAAAUAAGACAAUUUUUUGACUGAAAAAUUUGAUUUAAGUUUCAUGCUCAGCUUUCGAGCUGUAUCUCUAACAACUCCAAAUAUUGGAAAGGGUUUUUUCUAUGUAGAAACAUACUUACACCAGGAAGUUAGGUAAGUUGAAUUUAAUUUAAAUUAUGACCCUUCUUUACUUAGAAAAUUUGGUAGUUUGGUUGUAACUACUGAGCUGUAUCUCAGCAAUACCUGUAUUGUAUUAAAAAACAGAAAACAUCACUUACAUAACCAUGUUAGAUGAAUUAUUUAUAUGUACGCAUAUAUUUAGUUUACAAAGGAAUAUUUAUAACUGAGCAUGCUGUUUGCGGAGAGCUCAUAACCUCAUAGUUUUUAUAAAGAACAUACGGAUUCUGCAUGACAGUAUUGUAAAAAUACUAUGUCUUAGGUAUUUGGAGAUGAAAAUAUUACAGAGUAUAUAUAUACUGCGGCGCCAUGUGUAGUAAAACUUCGAUAUACUGUAUUGAAAUCUCUAUUAGAAGAACCAGUUAGGCCGUUUUCAAUUGAUAUUUGAGUUAAAGGAUAAUAAAAACUUGAUAAAGAACAAAACUCUUUUUUAAACAGACAUGCACAUAAGGUGACAUUCAGAAAAUUUUCUGGUUUUAAAUUAUUGCAUUUAAUAGCAUGUUAUGAGUUUAUAAAUAUUUCCUACCUAAUGUAACACAGUCAAUUUGAUGUUUACAAGAAACAAAUCUGCUCUGUUAGAAAAAGUUCGUUAUACCAUGGUUUUACUGUAAAGGAAUUAUCAAGUUCCUUCCUAUUAUGCAGUUGAUUUAACUGUACAGUAAAUGGAAUUAAUGUAUUGUGAAAAAAUGGGAAUGGCAUAUUGGAGAUCGAAAUUUAUAUUUUGAGGGUAUUAUAACUAGUUAUUGUAAAGUAAAAAAAAAUAUUUGCAUAAGUUAUUUUGCAAUUGGUUAUGUGGAGAUAUUUUUCUUUAACCCAUAUUUCAAAUGUUGUAUGAUUUGUGUUGCUGUGCGUAUUAAGAGUAGUAGCUGCUAUAUACAGUAUCUUCUGUGUAAUAAUACUGUUGUUGUACUGUGCUUAUGUAAACAAUAAAGCAUAUAUUUCUAUCGAA
Messenger RNA from Mercenaria mercenaria, 11974 nucleotides. RefSeq lists its product as uncharacterized. Bases 1 to 4176 code for a protein of 1391 amino acids. The transcript is spliced from 5 exons. Lineage: Eukaryota; Metazoa; Mollusca; Bivalvia; Venerida; Veneridae. The record is from RefSeq and is a predicted model, not a curated record.